This is a messenger RNA of Nannospalax galili (Upper Galilee mountains blind mole rat), 5769 nucleotides long. RefSeq names its product G protein-coupled receptor 156 (gene Gpr156). The transcript has 10 exons. Gene Ontology annotation, molecular function: G protein-coupled GABA receptor activity. Gene Ontology annotation, cellular component: membrane; G protein-coupled receptor heterodimeric complex. Gene Ontology annotation, biological process: gamma-aminobutyric acid signaling pathway; G protein-coupled receptor signaling pathway. The record is from RefSeq and is a predicted model, not a curated record. Bases 469 to 2853 code for a protein of 794 amino acids. NCBI's taxonomy places the organism in Eukaryota, Metazoa, Chordata, Mammalia, Rodentia, Spalacidae.
CGGCUCUGUAGCCUCUCCGGCGGCGCCAGGCCCCGGGCGCGGUCCCGGUCCCUCCCGCCGCCUUUCAGCCCCUGGAGCCCACGAGAGUCCUGGGGACCCGCGCUUCUCCAGGGCCAGCGAGGGCCCAGUGUGAGAGCACUUGGAACUGUGACUGCCCUCUGGUGGUGAACCAGAAUCAUCACUUUGUAUGACCUGAGAAGGCCACUCAAUCACGUGAUAUUCGCUGGCCUUAAGGGACCUUCUAAAGGAUGUCUGGUAUUGGAGCCUGUCUGAUGAAGGAGCCUAAUACAAUAGCUCUUCACUUUCACCUGAAUAAGGUUUUUAUCCCUGAUUCUGAGUCAUGAGCCAGCUCAGAGAUGGGACCCUUGAAGAGAUUUGAGUUGCUGCUGAGUUUUAGUGGAAGGUCUGCUUCCUUACCAGCAAGCAUCCAAGCCUGAAUAAGUGCCCAUCAAGAGGACAUGUGAUGACAUGGAGCCUGAAAUCAACUGCUCUGAAUUUUGUGACAGUUUUCCUGGCCAGGAACUGGAUCGGAGACCCCUUCAUGAUCUCUGCAAGACAACCAUUACCUCUUCCCAGGACAGCAGUACAGCCAUCUCUUCAUUGUCUCCUGCCCUCUUGGGUGUUGUUUGGACUUUUCUUAGCUGCGGACUACUUCUGGUGCUUUUCUUUCUUGCUUUCACAAUCCGCUGCAGGAAGAACAGGAUUGUGAAGAUGUCCAGCCCCAAUCUGAACAUUGUGACCUUGCUGGGCAGUUGUUUGACUUACAGUAGCGCCUAUCUUUUUGGGAUUCAAGAUGCUUUCAUGGGAAGCUCAAUGGAAGCUCUCAUCCAGAUGAGAUUGUCCAUUCUAUGCAUCGGGACAUCCCUUGUGUUUGGCCCCAUUCUGGGGAAGAGUUGGAGACUCUACAAGGUGUUUACCCAGAGGGUCCCAGACAAGAGAGUGAUUAUCAAAGACCUGCAGUUGCUGGGGUUGGUAGCAACCCUGGUGGUAGCUGAUGUGAUCCUGCUCGUGACGUGGGUGCUGACUGAUCCCAUCCAGUGCCUGCAGAUCCUUGGUGUCAGCAUGAAGGUGACAGGGAGAGACGUCUCCUGCUCUUUGACCAACACACAGUUCUGUGCUUCGCGGUACUCUGAUGUCUGGAUUGCUCUGGUUUUGGGGUACAAGGGGCUGCUGCUGCUGUAUGGUGCCUACCUGGCGGGACUAACCGACCAUGUCAGCUCUCCUCCAGUGAACCAGUCCUUGACUAUCAUGGUUGGAGUCAACCUCCUGCUGCUCAUGGCUGGGCUACUUUUUGUGAUCACCAGAUACUUGCACUCCUGGCCCAAUCUGGUCUUUGGACUCACAUCUGGAGGCAUCUUCGUUUGCACAACCGUGGUGAACUGCUGUGUCUUCCUUCCCCAGCUGAAGCAAUGGAAGGCUUUUGAAGGAGACAACCAAACAAUGAGACACAUGGCCAAGUAUUUCAGUAGCCCUAGCAAAAGCUUCCAUGCGCAGUUUGGUGCAGACCAGAACUGCCACUUGAGGGAAGAGAAGAGCUCCAUGGAGAGACUCCUCACAGAAAAAAAUGCAGUAAUUGAAAGCCUGCAGGAACAAGUCAACAACGCUAAGCAGAAAUUAGUGAAGCUGAUGUCUGAAGAGUGCACCUCUGACUCCCCAGACUGGGUUGCCCCAGCCGAAGCCUCUGCCCAUGGGCUGGCAGCCCAAGAACCUUCAGAAUGCCCUUCUGCCCCUGAGGAUGAUACCAGUGCAGCUGCUAAGGACUCCCUGUACACCCCAGGAGCCUCCAACCAUGUGCAAAGCCCUGAGGCAUCUCAGAGGGACACUAGUCCCUCCCCAGGCCAGAAGAAGAAGAUGCUUUUGAAACACUUUUGUGAUCCUUUGGACUUGGGUUGUGGCCAGAAGCCACAGGCUGAGAAAAGGGAGAGUCCAGAAAGAGGAGACCAGGGACUGAUGGCCCCCAUGCUAGAUGGAGGAGCUUGUGAACCCCAGAGGCCCAGGCAGAGCUCAGAAGAAUUCCCAGACAGACUACCUAGAGUCAAUUCAGUGGUCAAAGAAAAGCUUCAGGAAGUCUUACAAGAGCUGGAGCUGGACCCCGAGACUCCCCUCUCCUCCCCACCUUGUCCCCAGCAGCUUUGGAAGAACAGCACUUCCUGCAGCCCCCAGAAACUGCCUCUGUUUAGGGGACUGGGCUUCAGCCCAUAUGUAGCGAGGAGGAGGCGGACAGCCCAGCGGGCUCGCUCCCACUUCCCUGGCUCAGUAGCCCCCAAUGGGGGGCAUCAAACAAACAGAACUAUUUCUGGUGCACAUAGUGGACUGAAUGUACAGACUGGGGACAACCCCAGCCUGGACCUCCAAAGCACAGCUUCCAAACUACCACGAUCCUUUUCCAUAAAGCCUUUACCACUUUCAGAUCCUCACUCAAGACUGGGUGCCCUGGAUGGCAGUAAACAAUGCCAGACUAAGCUCCAGGGGGCUGCAGGCUGUGAUGCAACCUUUCCUUGUCAACCUUCUGCUUCUAGCAAGGCACAAAGUCCCAUUGUUCCAUGCCUACCUCCUUCACCAGGCCUGCCUGGUCAGUUGCAGCCCCGGCCCCCAGUGUAUCCUGGCCGCCCUUCCUUGUCCUCUCAGUGUAACUUCCUGGACACUGAGUCAAGCAGCUCAGAUGAGUUCUUCUGCCGCUGUCACCGGCCAUAUUGUGAAAUCUGCUUCCAGAGCUCUUUGGACUCCAGUGACAGUGACACAUCAGACAGUGGCCCUGAGCCUGCUGGGGGGCUGGCCUCCCGGGAAAAGCUGUGGGCCUGCUCCAAGCCCGUUGUAAACUUCAAAGAUGACUUGAAACCCACACUGGUGUGAAAAGCAGCAGGACAGGGAUUGCCACUGAGGUCAGUCCUAGUCCAUCAGAACCAAGACUCCUAAGAUGAGAACCAGAUUCCAGCCUUUGGAGACAGAGCAGCACACCUGACUUGACCUGUCUUGACGAUGUUUCAGCUGUGCACUGUUACUUUGAAUACUUUUGUUUGUUUUUUGUUUUGUUUUGUUUUGUUUUUUGAGGUAGGGUGUCCCUACAGCCUCAGCUGACUUGGAACUCACUGUCUAGACAGGCUGGCCUCAAUCUCACAGAGAUCCACCUGCCUCUGCCUCCCUAGUGCUGGGAUUAAAGGUUUGUACCACCACCAUGCCCAGCUUGAAUACUUCUUGAUCUGUACAAAGAAGGGUAUUGUUACUACCUCAUGGCAUUACUAGGACUCUAGUUGAGGGACUAUAGAAGAUACUCCUUGAACCAAAGGUGCUAAAUGAGAAGAUAGAGUUGUCCAUUCAGCUUAGCCUGCAAUCUACAAACUCUGAAUGUAUACCAGGUGACUGGAUGGAUGGAUGGAUGGUUGGACGGACGGACAGAAAGAUGGAGACAUGGGUGGGAGAGUUCUGCAGAGCCUAAGUGAUACAUGGUGACCCAUCAGACUAGCUUUUCCAGGGAUAGACCUGCCAGGCAGAUAAAUCUACACCCUUGAUCCUCUGACUCUUGGGAAGGGGGACUUUCUUUCAGGUGAAGGCUAUAAACAACACCACUUCUGGGUUCUAACUUCUGGCUCAAGUCAUCUCUACACUCCUUGCCUCACUUCUUAUCUAUCUACCACUGUGGCAUCUUACAAUGAUACCCAACACAAUUGGGUCUCCAUGAGCCCUCAGGAUACUCAGAUUGCUUUCCUGGGCUCAACUGUACCCAAGGCCCACCCCCUCCCAGUGGUACAGCGUUCUUUUAGUAAGGAGCACAUACCAGCAGUCUUUGUUGGGAGACUAGGGAAGUCAAUUCCAGUUUUGGGUGCCAUUGGAGUUGCAUAACCACCAAAGACACAUAAACCUAGAAAAUGGAGGAAUAGAGGGGAAAAAUAGGUGAUUAGAAGGCAAGAAAGAAAACAGGUUCUGAGCAUUUCACCUGAGUCUGGCUUGGGAUUUAAUAAUACCAAAUUUCAGUAAUUCUUCAUGGUGACUAUAAAAUAGACACCCCAGUUUCUACAGAUGGGUACUGUGAGGCUUAGAGAAAUGAGAUGACUUCCUCAGUCUCACACUCCCGGACAGUGAUUGAUGGAGAAUUUGCACAUAGCUACUGGGACUGGAGAUUGGUGGGUUUCCCCCAGGGAUGCAUUUCUCCACUCAUUCUUCAAGAAGUGGCAGACAAGGCUCAGGAGACAACAAAGCAAGGGCAGUGUAAGUUGCUAAGAUGUGCUUGACUCAGUCCUGGUGGGAGACACUUGGUUCUGCACCUCCUGAAGCAGGCAGGCCUUGGCUUCCUACUGCUGGGGAGAACUUGCAGCUCCAAAGGACCCAGGGAGCUGGUAAAGGAUGAGUUCCAGGAACUCAUCUGAUGCUAAAGCAGCAGGGAAGGCAUAGCUGGUCCACUUCACUUGUUGCUUAGUUGGUCAUCUGCCCCCACUGUGUGUUAUGCCUGGUUUAGUGAAAGAGUUUGGGCUUCAGAAGCCUUCACUAAAGAUCUCUCAGACUUACGACAGACUUUCAGGGUCUAUUGAUACCUCAUGACCCUCCAGGUGGUAGAACUGAAGGCCCCACUAGUGAACAGCAUCUUCUGCCAUCUACUUUUCAAUACAAAGUUCUUAAUUUAUUCCACGUGUGGGUUUGUAAUUUUGUACUCUCUGUGUGUACUGUUUGUAUGUUGCCUAAGUGGUAAUUUAAUAAAAGAGAAAUGAGUCUCAGAACAAAUCUGUUCUAAAAUUGGGGAGGUGGAGUCCAGGGAAGGCCAUGCCACCCUAAGAAGGUAAAAUAUAGAAGCUAAAGAAUUGCUGUUCGGUUCUCAGAGUUCCAAGCACAUUUUCUGCCAAUGGAGGCUUCAGCCAAGCUUCCAUUUGCAAAUCUCCUAUGAUCUCCCUCCCUGUGGGGGUCCCUAUCCCAGAAACAGUCCCCUUAGUGGGUGGAGGAAACAGUAGAGACUCUUAGAGACUCCUUCUGACCACUGUAGCUUCUGUGACUUUUCCUUAGCUUCCUUCCUCCCAGGCUACCCCUAGUAGCCUACUGUUCCUUAACAUGGAGAUUGUGGGUUUGCAACCAGGUGAUCUAGCCUUCUCAUUCAGCUUCUAGACCCUCACUCCCACAAUUCCAGCCAUUCCACAGCUCCAUCCUUUUCUCAUCUACAAUUUCUUCCCCCAUUUGUGAAUUAUUUACCCUUCAAACGAGUGAAGUAAGCAUUCUUUCUUUACCCUUUCCCAACAAUCCCCAAGUAAAACUGACUGACCCUUUGGUUAAAUGGGGAAGGAUGUUAGGGUGUCCAAGUUUUGACCUUGGUUGUAUAGAGGCUUGUAUUAUGCAUCUGUCCUAGAAUGACUUUGUAAACUCUACUAGAGCUGACUGAAAAGGUAGAGUCGAUUGACCCUAAGAUUUCCCUAUUUAUAAUUUGAUUUAAACACUAUCCCUGCUCAAAAAUAUUGUCACCAAAUCUGUCAUUUACUCUGUGCACCACCACCUCUUCUCAUCAACAAAUUUCUUAAAGCUUCUGAGACCUGCUCAUAGGUGGUGAAAUACUUAGAGGGGCAAGUGUGCUGUUGCUCUUGGCAAGUUCUUGAAGAAAAGGCAGUAUAUUAUGCAGAGGAAUCUUAGUAAACAUUGCUUCUGCUGCCUUUAUCUGGGAAAGCCCGCUUUCCUUAAAGGGUCAGCUUGGCCUCCCAGGAGUUCAUGGAUGAUUUGUUGCAGAAGAGAUGGAUCAGCAGUUAAAAGUACUGACUGCUCUUGCAGAGGACCCAGGUUCAAUUCCCAGCACCC